Molecule: messenger RNA, 1698 nt
Organism: Armigeres subalbatus
Lineage: Eukaryota; Metazoa; Arthropoda; Insecta; Diptera; Culicidae
Product: p21-activated protein kinase-interacting protein 1-like
Exons: 2
Coding region: 203-1516 (437 amino acids)
Molecular function (GO): protein binding
Source: RefSeq, a predicted model, not a curated record
GUUUUGUGCACCCUAUCGAUACCAAAACAAGCUGACAAAACGUCCCAGCAAAAAAUAAAUAAACGUGUUUUGAAAGGAUUUUUGAGCCAGAACGCACAUGCUGCUAUGGCUGUUUCUGUUGUGUAGACGAUUUAAAUAUUUUUGUAAUAUUCUGUGAAUAUCUUGUAGUUUUCGGUUUGGUUCCCCACAAAAACGGACAACGAUGGCCGGCCUUGAACUGAUCAUCGGCACCUAUGAGCAAUUCACAGCGGGCUUCAAAGUGGAACCGAUGAAAACGGAUCCCUCCCGUUUGCACAUGAAGGAAAUCUUCUCAACACACAAUCAUACGGCCUCGGUACGGGUACUUGCGACCUACGGCAAAUUGCUUGCAUCCGGCGGAUCGGACGAUCGCAUCUGCAUCUUCGAUCUGGAAACGGGACUGCUCAAGGAUGAAAUGCUGCAUCACAACGGAACCGUAAAUUGCUUGGCUUUCUCCCCGAAGGGAGAUUAUCUAUUUAGCGGAAGCAGUGACGGUAAAAUAUCCGCCAUCAACACGAAGCGCUUGAACAUCGAUAAGACUUGGUCGAAUGCCCACAAAGGAGCGGUGCUCAGCCUCGACAUUCACCCGAAAGGCAGAUUGGCGCUUACCUUGGGUUCGGAUAUGAUCGUCAAGACGUGGGAUCUGGUAACUGGAAGGGCCAUUUCAACACGCGGACUACGCAAUGAUCCAAAGUACCAUGCGCUGUCUCUCAUCAAAUGGAAUCCCAGUGGGGACAGCUUCGUCCUGAUGGACGAUCGGAUGGUUGAUAUCAUUUCCUUGGAAAAAACUCAUUCCUCUCGGACAGUCAAAUGCCCAAGCAAGCCGAUUUGUCUGUGUUGGAUCUCCGACACUGAACUGGCGGUCGGAUUGGACGACGGUCAUCUGAUGAUGUUCAACGUGGACGACGGUGACGAACCGGAGAAGAUACCAAUCUAUGAAUCACGAGUCAAAGCGAUGGCAUUUGUUAGAGAUCUCCUGGCUACUACUUCCAGUGCUGGUGAUGUCAGUUUGUGGAAAAUUGACGGAAAAGAUUUCAGCGAAAUUUGCACAACAAACAUCGGGUGCAGACCCAUUUGUAUGGUGGUUACGGAGGCGGAUGAAUUGGGUUUGCACAAGUACCUUCAGCAGUCGGAGGAUAAUAAAGAUGAAGUUCGGAAGCAGUUGAACAGGAUUCAGACGAUCGGUAAGGUCACAGUGGAAACGGAAGACCCCAUUCGAGAAGCCAGCGAACAACCGCGCUCUAAGAAAUUGAAGAAAAACAAGCGAUCCGCUCUGGUAAACGAAACCAAUAACAAUGGGAGCACUCCUUUGCCAAACAAACAGAAAGAUGAUUCACAAUCAACGCCGAAGGGAACGUCAUCGACUCAGAAAAAAAGGAAACUGGCAAGUAAUAUGAGCGGAGUUUGGGAGGAAGAAGAUGUGGUCAUCGAGGAAGCAGAGCUUCCAAAGAAGGCUAAGAAACAUAAAGCAAAGAAACUCUAUUCGACGGAACAGUAAUAAUAAUAUUUUCAAAACUUUUUGUUUUCCGUGAAUUUCAAAAAGUCUUCAGUUCUUCAUAUGUCUUAAUGGUAAAAAUGCAAACAUUGUUCAACAGUCUCUAAUUACAGCCUGUAAAUUACAAAUAUUUGUAAAAAAAAGUUUUACAAUAAAGUUUAAUUUUUUACCGAACACAAUCAAAA